Molecule: messenger RNA, 261 nt
Organism: Blepharisma stoltei
Lineage: Eukaryota; Ciliophora; Heterotrichea; Heterotrichida; Blepharismidae
Source: the annotation of a GenBank genome assembly
AUGAACGAAUGUGAGUCUAUAGAGCCUUGUGGAGAUUUAAUGCCAAUGCCUCCACCUCCUUCGCAGCGACCUUCUAUUCUAAAAGUAUCAUUCCAAGAGGAUGCUAAUACAAGCAGAAGAUCAGACAGUAGAUCGUCCACAGGUGAUGGUCACACAGGUCCACACAAAGUUAAAUUCUGCAAUCCUAUGUGCAGCAUUAUAACAUAUGAACAAACGACGGUUAAAGUUACUGGUUCUAGUUGUACAUGUGAUAUUUUUUAA